AUGCCAUACGAACUGUCGGCCUCACAAAUCAUGUUAGAUUUUAUCAGGCGUCCACCUCCGAACUUUAUGGAAAAGUUGUGGAAACUCCUCAAUCGGAAACUACACCAUUUUAUCCUCGUUCACCGUAUGGUGUUGCAAAAUUAUAUGCUUAUUGGAUAGUUGUUAAUUACCGCGAAGCAUACAACAUGUAUGCUUGUAAUGGUAUUCUUUUUAAUCAUGAAUCACCUCGUCGUGGUCGUACGUUUGUAACACGAAAGAUUUCACGCGCAGUUGCCGAAAUUCAUCUUGGUAAACAAGAGUGUCUUUGGCUUGGUAACCUCGAUGCAAAACGUGAUUGGGGACAUGCAAGAGACUAUGUUGAGGGAAUGUGGUUGAUGUUGCAACAAGAAUGUCCAGAUGACUAUGUCCUUGCGACAGGUGAAACUCAUACUGUCCGUGAAUUCGUAGAAAAGUCGUUCGCUGUGAUCAACAAGUCUAUUGUUUGGGAAGGUGAAGGUGAAGAAAUUGUUGGUCGUGAAAAAGACACAAACAUCAUUCGUGUGCGAGUUGAUCCAAAGUACUUCCGUCCUACCGAGGUAGAUUUGUUACUUGGAAGUCCUGAAAAAGCAAAUAGACAACUUGGUUGGAAGCGAAAAGUGGAUUUUGAUUCCUUGGUAAAAGAAAUGGUUUUAGCUGAUAUCGAAGGAGCCCAAUCAAAUUCGGAAAAUUAA
This is a messenger RNA of Racocetra persica, 710 nucleotides long. The record is from the annotation of a GenBank genome assembly. Lineage: Eukaryota; Fungi; Glomeromycota; Glomeromycetes; Diversisporales; Gigasporaceae.